AUGCCUCACAAUGCUAACUACGGGGUGACCAACCCAAACGACGUGACGAUUGAAAUCCCGCUACAAAACCAGCCGAGUCAGACCCAAAGUAGCGCCGAGGGAUGGGCGUCGAGCAGCCCAUCGCCCGCCAACGAGAAAGAUGACCCGGCUGCCAAGGGCCUGGCCGGCCGUCGUCGCACCAACACCGGCUUUGCGAGUAAUUACAAGGAUUCCCAAUCGCCUUUGGAUGGGACUAUCACCCGCGUCGGUCGCUUCUACCAGGCCUUCUUCGAAUUCUCAAUCGUGACUCGGUAUUUCAUCUACGUGGUUCCCAUCGGCUCUCUGAUUGCGAUUCCCAUUAUCGUGGGUGCCACCGCGGCGCCACAAGCAAAGAUUGGCGGCGUCCACAUCUACUGGUUCUUUGCCUGGAUUGAAGUGCUUUGGGUCAGUUUGUGGGUGUGCAAAGUAUUUGCCCACUUCGUUCCGUAUGUCUUCCAGACACUCUGCGGCUUUGUCAGUUCGGGCACUCGCAAGUAUGCGCUGAUAUUGCGGGCCCUGGAAACGCCCUUGACUUUGACACUAUGGAAUGUUAUUGCUCUUGUCACAUUUCUGCCUAUCAUGCGGUAUGGCGCUGGAAACAAUAGUGCGGUCACUAGCUGGGAAAGCAGUAUCAAGAAUAUUUUGUUCGGUCUGCUUGUGUGCAGUCUCAUCUAUAUGGCUGAAAAAGCUAUCGUGCAGCUGAUUUCGAUCAGUUAUCACCGCAAGCAGUUUGAUGCGAAGAUUCAACAGUCGAAGCGUAAUGUACGCUUGGUGAGCCUUCUCUUUGAUGCAUCGCGCAAAAUAUUCCCCAUGUAUUGCCGCGAGUUUCGUGAGGAGGAUCAGAUGAUUUUCGACUCCCUUUUUAGCCAAGUAACGACCAAGACCACCAAGCGAAGCUCCAACACGCCGCUGCGUAUGGUUCAAAAUGUCGGACAGAACGUCGGCCGCAAUGUCGGCCGUAUUGGUGACAAAGUAACUUCUGCCUUUGGCAACGUCGCUGCGGAACUCACGGGAAAGCAGGUGUUCAACCCGAACUCCACCCAUUCUAUCGUGAUUCAGGCGCUGGAGCGCAAACGGUGCGCGGCUGCGUUGGCUCGUCGGAUCUGGCUGUCCUUUGUGGUCGAAGGGCGCGAUUCGUUAUAUCUCGAGGAUAUCGCCGAGGUUCUAGGUCCAGCACACCAAGAGGAAGCUGCGGAAUGCUUCCAGAUUUUAGAUCAGGAUGGAAAUGGAGAUGUGAGUUUGGAGGAGAUGAUUCUCACGAUUUCCGAAUUUGGUCGUACACGCAAGGCCCUCAAUCACAGCAUGCAUGAUGUCGAUCAAGCGAUUCGUGUUCUGGAUGGUCUCUUGAUGGUUGGUGCCUCGGUCCUGGGAGUUCUGGCCUUCAUUUCUUUCGUGACAAGUGGUCUCCAUACCAUCAUCACCAGUGCUGCAUCGGCGCUCCUCUCUGUCAGUUUUGCAUUUUCAACCACUGCGGCCGAAGUUCUUGGCUCCUGUGUGUUCUUAUUUGUCAAGCAUCCUUUCGACAUUGGAGACCGCGUGGAUGUGAGCGACAAACCGUAUAUCGUCGAGCGGAUCUCCCUGCUCUACACGGUUUUCCGCAACGUGAAUGACCACCGCCUCACGCAGGUGCCGAACAACAUCCUGAACAGUCUUUGGGUCGACAACUUCACGCGAGCCAAUGCGAUGCAUGAGAAGCUCACGGUCAAUGUGGCAUUCGACACCUCAUUUGCCGAAAUCGAGGCUCUGCGCGAGGAGAUGGAGCUCUUCGUUCGGGACAAGGAGAACUGUCGCGAUUUCCAGCCGGACAUCAAUAUCGAGGUCCUCGGAGUGGGCGAUUCGCUUGACAAGGUCCAGAUCCGGGUCGAUAUUCGCCAUAAGUCGAACUGGGCCAACGAGGUGGUUCGGGCCACCCGACGCUCCAAGUUCAUGUGUGCCUUGAUCCUUGCCAUGCGCAAGCUCAAGAUCAGAGCUCCUGGCACCCUUCGUGAGGAGAAAGAGGGUGAUGACGACUCGGAUCAGGACAAGCGUGAGCCAGAGCCGACUUUCGACCUCAAGCCAAACCCGGCUACUGCUGCUGCGGCCGCCGCUGCUCAACUCACGGCCCAAACCUCUCUUUCCCCUGACACGGCCACGAGCUCGGGCUUUGCCACAAGCCAGCCGUCUUCUGAAGUGAUACAGAGACGGGUCGCCACUCAAGAGAGCGAAGUCGCCAUGAUGGAAAAGCUCAACGCACGCCCGCCCGUCUUCGAUCCCGCCCGCGACGACGCGCUCUAUCGCACGCCAACCAACAACACCAGCUCAAGUCAGAGCCAACAGCUGACUAUCCGAGAGGAUGGUGCAACUAGUGGAUCUAUCUCUCGUGUGCUUUCGACCGGCCACCGCAAGGCGGGAACUCACGUUCCGUACACAGAGGAAGAUAUGGCCAGCAUCGAAGCCCAGCCUCCUACCCUCCCGACCAUUGCGACCAACGAUUCCAGCACCUUCAAUGGGGCUUACUCGCAGAACCAAGGAACCUCCUACCAAACAACCUACGAAACCUCAAACUCCUUCAACCAAGUUUCGCGAGGCAGCGUGAGCGCCGAGGACGAUUCCGCCGCAGUGUACCCCCAGACAGAUACCAUUUUCCUUACUCGCUCGUCAUCCAACGCUUCGAGAGCUGCAGAAGAGUCAACAAGCGGAGAGCGCAAUUCAUGA
This is a messenger RNA of Penicillium macrosclerotiorum, 2712 nucleotides long. RefSeq lists its product as uncharacterized. Gene Ontology annotation, biological process: intracellular calcium ion homeostasis; calcium ion transmembrane transport. Lineage: Eukaryota; Fungi; Ascomycota; Eurotiomycetes; Eurotiales; Aspergillaceae. The coding region runs from base 1 to 2712 and encodes 903 amino acids. The record is from RefSeq and is a predicted model, not a curated record. Gene Ontology annotation, cellular component: membrane. Gene Ontology annotation, molecular function: calcium ion binding; calcium channel activity. The transcript is spliced from 2 exons.